Messenger RNA from Dama dama (fallow deer), 3270 nucleotides. It is a transcript of the gene SLC10A6, whose product is annotated as solute carrier family 10 member 6. Gene Ontology annotation, cellular component: membrane. The transcript has 6 exons. Gene Ontology annotation, molecular function: bile acid:sodium symporter activity. The coding region runs from base 1 to 1131 and encodes 376 amino acids. The record is from RefSeq and is a predicted model, not a curated record. NCBI's taxonomy places the organism in Eukaryota, Metazoa, Chordata, Mammalia, Artiodactyla, Cervidae. Gene Ontology annotation, biological process: bile acid and bile salt transport.
AUGAGAGCAAAUUGUUCCAGCGGCUCGGCCUGCCUGGCCAACAGUUCGGCGGAGGAGCUGCCAGAGGGGCUGAAGGCGUACGGGAACCUGGAACUCGUGUUCACAGUGGUGUCCGCCCUGAUGAUCGGCCUACUGAUGUUCUCCUUGGGAUGCUCUGUGGAGGUCCAGAAGCUCUGGGGACACAUCAGGAGACCCUGGGGCAUCGCUGUAGGACUGCUCUGCCAGUUUGGGCUCAUGCCUCUUAUCGCCUACCUCCUGAUCAUCAGCUUCUCUCUGAAGCCCCUCCAAGCUAUGGCUGUCCUCAUCAUGGGGUGUUGCCCAGGGGGAACCGUCUCAAACAUUUUCACCUUCUGGGUGGAUGGAGAUAUGGAUCUCAGCAUCAGUAUGACAACCUGUUCCACAGUGGCUGCCCUGGGAAUGAUGCCACUCUGCCUUUAUCUCUACACCUUGCCCUGGAAUCUCGAACAGAAUCUCACCAUUCCGUAUCAGAACAUAGGAAUCACCCUUGUGUGCCUGAUCAUUCCUGUGGCCUUUGGUAUCUAUGUGAAUUAUAGGUGGCCAAAACAAUCCAAAAUUAUUCUUAAGAUUGGGGCCAUUGCUGGCGGACUCCUCUUUUUGGUCAUCGCAGUGGCUGGUAUGGUGCUGAUGAAAGGAUCUUGGAAUUCAGACAUCAUUCUUCUGAUGAUCAGUUUCAUCUUUCCUUUGAUUGGCCAUGUCAUAGGCUUUCUCCUGGCACUUCUUACCCACCAAUCUUGGCAGAGGUGCAGGACAAUUUCCUUAGAAACUGGAACUCAGAAUGUUCAGAUGUGCUUCACCAUGCUGCAGUUAUCCUUCACUGCCGAGCAACUGGUCCAGAUUCUUAACUUCACAUUGGCCUAUGGACUGUUCCAGGUGCUGGAUGGGUUUCUCAUGGUGGCUGCAUAUAAGAUGUACAAGAGGAGAUUGAAGAACAAACAUGGAAACGAGAAGCCAGGUUGUCAAGCCCGCCAUAGGAAGAAAUCCACUUCUCCCAAAGAGGCCAUUGCUUUCUUGGAGGUGAAUGAAGAAGCCACUCUGAGUCCUGGGCCAUCAGGACCCAAGGAUCUCCACGGGGCUCCCACGCCAACUGAUGACAUCUCACGUGCCAAGUAGGGGCUUGUUGGCUUGACUACUCCUUGCCUUCCUCAGCAGCCAGUAGAGACAGCACAGAGCUGAUGAGUGAAUCUUGUUGGUAGGGCUUAUGGGAAUGUUUGAGUGUGUGAUGUUAACAUAUUUAUGUGUGGACUGUUUUGAGUUGUCAUAGGAUCCCCUUGGAGAAUAUGUUCUGCCUAUUUCUGGUUCUUCCUUUGCGGGUUUACACAUGUUUGCUAGUUGCUAUGUGUGUUCUCGUCUUCCGUACAGUGAAGCGUGAUCCCCAUCGUUACAUGAAGUCGUCAAGCUGUGAAUUUUAAUCUCACAAGAGUUAGGACUCUGGGUAGAGGAGAUGGCACCUCACACUGCAGGGCAAGGACAGUCUGGACCCACUUGAUUUCUUGACUUUGGGCAAGUGCUUUGGGGUAGUGGGGAGAAAGCAUACAACUCUUGUAAAAAUGGGGUCUUUUCUCAAAUGAAGAUUGGUCUUUAAGGGCUUGAAAAUCUUCUUAGAUUUAUAGAUGUAAUACAAGGGAUUACAUUACAUUCCCUAGAGGGAAUCUAAUGAACCCUUGAAGGUAAUAUUUUUACUCCCUCGAGACAGGCACAUUUAUUCUUCUCAUGUGUAGAUUUGAGUUAUAUAAUUUAAAAAGUGCAUUCCAUGUAUACUGUUUCAUAAAUCACUAAAUGAUUAAUCACUGACUCAAUGGACACGAGUUUGAGCAAACCCCAGGAGAUGGUGAUGGACAGGGGAGCCUGGGGUGCUGCAGCCUGUGGGAUUGCAAAGAGUUGGACAUGACUUCGCGACUGAACAACAAAGACCAACAAUAUAUUACAGAGCAUCUUUACAUGUCAGUCUGUGUUGACCUACCUCAUUCUUCAGAACAGUGGCUUCAUAAAAGUAUUCCAGUGUAUGGAAGGACUGUAAUUCAUUUCACCAUUUCUUACUCAAGGACAUUUAGAUAGCUUUCAACUUCUUGGUAUUACAGUGCUGUUACAAACACCUGUGCCUCCGUGCCAGUGUUUCUGUAGGAUCCUUCUCUAGACUUGAAUUGCCAGGCUGAUUGCACAUUAAAAUGCUGGGCAGAGAGCUCUCUGGAACGUUGUACAGCAGAGCCUGAGAGUGUCUGACUUCCCACAGCCACAUUCAUCUUAAGAGUGAUCGUUCUGCUUUGUGAAAAUAUCUCAUUUAAAAUUGCAUUGUUAAAAUUGAGUGAAGCAGAGUAUUUUUCAUGAGUGCGUGUUCAUGUCCUUUGCCCGCUUUUCUAUUGUAUUUUUUCCUUUUUGAUUGAUAAAUUUUAACACAUGCUGGACAGUGACUCUUUGCUCUAUGUUUUGUCAAUAUUUUACCUCUCUUGUCUCUUAGUUUUGUAUAAUGUCUUUUGCUGUAUGGAAGUUUCACAUGUUCAACUUUAUUAGUCUUUCAAAAUUGUUUUUUGACCUUAAUAUCUAUCAAAUGUUAGAAUAUUUAUAUCUUUGUGUGGAUCAUGAAUUGUAAAAGGACCCCUUUUUCGUGAAUGUAUGUGGACCCUUUUCAGGGAGUUCUUUUUGGGGUCAACAUAUUUACUAGCUGCCGUGUAUACUGUCUGGCAGUAGAUAAAACCCAUCCUUCUCCUCUAACAUUAUCAAAAUAUUUCCUAUAUUUUCUAUUACUUUUAUCGACUAAAUAUGUACAUAUUUAUUCUAUUUUGAAUUUAUUUUUUCUAUGCUCUGUUAAAAAUCUAAUUAAUUGUCCUAACAUCAUAUACUGUAUCAGUCAUCUUUCUCUACUGAUAUGAAAUACGACUUGUAUCAUGUAACUUUCUAUUACUGUGUUUUAUUGGGCUCUGUUUGGUUCCAUUUUUAAAUUAUUUGUAAAUUGUGAAAUGUGUAAAAGCAUAUUGUCUGAGAUUUAGUGCUUUACAUUUUAUUUUGUAACUAUACCCAGGGACUUAUAGGUUAUAUAUAUAAUGUCAAUGGUUAUUAUGGUAUUUUCCCAAUUAAGGACAUCUUCAUGGUAGUACAGAGACAUAUUAGGUAUCACAAGUAUAUUUAUAUGGAAAGGAAGUACACACAUGUGUGACAUGAUUGUUAAUUCUCAACUGCUGCAGUUAAUAUAGUAGAAUUGGAUGUUCAGAGAUCCUCAGUUCCAAAAUGAGCAUUACCAUGAGUUUGAAAGGA